GAGAUCGUGCUGCGGGACGUCAUCGGCGAGGGGUCCUUCGGGCGCGUCUGGUCCGCGAGCUGGCAGUCGUCGGAGGUCGCGGUCAAGGAGUUCGUGCUCGCGCAGGCGGCGUUCGCGGGCGGCGCGAUGCACCGGCGCGACAUCAUCGAGGAGAUUGUGGGCGAGGCGGGCAUCAUGGCCUACCUGCGCCACCCCAAGAUCCUCCAGCUCUACGGCUGCUCCCUGACGGCGCAGGCGAUCUGGAUCGUCUCGGAGCUGUGCUCGCACGGGUCGCUCCGGUCCGUGCUCGACGACGCGUCGCUGGAGCUCGGGCUCGAGACGCGGCUCCGCAUGGCCAUCGACGUCGCCGAGGGCAUGCUCUACCUCCACACGCGGGACCACCCCAUCGUGCACCGCGACCUCAAGUCGCACAACCUCUUCGUCGCCGAGGUCCGGGGGCGCAUGCACGUGCGCAUCGGCGACUGGGGCUCCGCGCGGGCCGUGGCCAUGAGCCCGGACUUCUCGCGGACCAUGACCCACGGCGUCGGCACGACGUGCUGGCUCGCGCCGGAGCUCAUCAAGGACGCCAAGGGCAGCGAGCGCAUCGACGUCUACGCCUUCGGGAUAGUAUUGUGGGAGCUCGCGACGCGCGAGGAGGUCUACGGCGACCUGAGCGCGGCGCAGAUCAUCUCGCGCGUGGCCAACGAGGGCCUGCGGCCCGAGCCGCCGCAAAACUGCCCCUGGGGCGACCUCAUGGAGGCGUGCUGGGCCGAGGACCCCGUCGACCGCCCGGGCUUCGACGUCAUCUUCUCGGAGCUGAACCGCAUCCACGAGGAGCUCACGGGC
Aureococcus anophagefferens is the source of this 825-nucleotide messenger RNA. RefSeq lists its product as hypothetical. Lineage: Eukaryota; Pelagophyceae; Pelagomonadales; Pelagomonadaceae. The annotation marks the transcript as partial. The transcript has a single exon. Gene Ontology annotation, biological process: protein phosphorylation. The record is from RefSeq and is a predicted model, not a curated record. Gene Ontology annotation, molecular function: ATP binding; protein kinase activity.